GUGAGUCACAAGUUAUGGGAGCUGGGAGUUACCCAAUUUGUGUGAGCCCAAGUUAGAAGGAAUGCCAAACCCUGUAUGCACUACAUUUUGCAAGAACAUCCGUGAAACCAAAAGCCUCAUAUACAGCACUUCAGGAAAAAGGAGACCUUCGUUGGACUGAAGGAUUAUCUUAAAAAGAGGAUCAUGGCGAUGAAAUUAGUUUUACCACCACCAGAAGUGCCAGUAACAUUUUCCAAACAAAUCUGUGAAGAACCUGAUGUAUUAUGUGCUAUUAGCAUAGACGAGACAGAUCAGAUUAAAUCACUGAACAACAAAUUUGUAUCUCUCAUUGAUAAGGUUCGGCUAUUGGAACAACAAAACUGUGUAUUGUGCACUAAAUUGAAUCUCUUGCGAGCACAGGGCAUAAAGAACGUUGCCAGUGAUUCACAACUCCUUUAUAAAGACUACAUCAAUGCAUUGCAGAGACAACUGGACCAACUAGGAAAUGACAAUUUGCAUUUGGAUUCAAAAUCAAGACAAAGUGAGGAAAUUGUAAAUAACUUCAGAAGCAAAUAUGAAGAGGAAGUGAACAAGCACACUGCUCUAAAGAAUACAUUUGCAGAGCUUAAAAGGGGUGUGGAUGCGGGGUAUAUGGACAAAGUUGAGCUGGAAGCCAAGAUACAAUCUCUGACAGAUGAGAUAAACUCCCUUACACUCAUUUAUGAAGAGGAGCUCGCCCAAAUGCAGACUGAGACCUCAGACACUGUGGUUAGCUUGUCCAUGGACAACAACAGGCACUUGGACCUGGAUGGUAUAAUAGCUCUGAUGAAGUCUCAGUUUGAGAAGAUUGUAAACUAUAGCCAUGUGGAAGCAGAGUCUUUGUAUCAAACCAAAUACGAGGAGCUGCAGGGACAUUCUCAGACUCAUAGUGAUGAACUGAGAAAGAAGAAGGUGGAAAUCUCUGAGCUGAAUCUCAUGAUUAAAAGGCUUAACUCUGAAAUCAACAUUUUAAAAAAUCAGUGUGCCAAACUACAGACUGCCAUUGCUGAGACUGAGCAACACGGGGAACUUACAGUAAAAGGUGCAAAACAACAGGUGCAUGAGCUGGAGGCUGCAUUGCAGAAGGCUAAGCAGGACAUGGCUCGCCAGCUAAUGGAAUUUCAGGAGUUGAUGAAUGUGAAACUGGCACUGGAUAUUGAGAUCGCCACCUACAGGAAGCUGCUGGAAGUAGAAGAAAACAAGUUCAGUGGAGAAAAUGCUGAAAUUUUAGACAUAUCUGUCAACUGGGGAGCCAAUGGAACUGGCCAAGCAAAACGAGGUGGAAUUGAGCAUCACACUGGAAGUGGCUAUGGUGAUGGCUAUGGAUUCAAAGGAAAUGCAUUUAAAAACAUCUGAGGGUCAUUUACUUAUCUGCAUACUGCACCUCACACCAUCCGCAUGGAGUGCAGUGGGCAGUGAGGGUGAAGCUCCCACAGGAGCUCCCUAAAUUGUGUGUGAAGCAGCUAAAGAAUUGUUCAAAACAGUCCCAUCUAUUAGAUACAACUAUUAAAGAUGAACUUCCCCUGUAACAAAAUAGAGAAUGACACAUAAAAAACAUUAAGAAAAGAAUAUUAGUGGUAGCAAACAAAAAGUUCAAUUUAAGGUGAACUGGCCCUUUAGAGAUCAAAAUAUAACCCACUGUUGCUGCAUGCAAGCUUUGUAUAAGAUUUUUUUUUACUCUUUUUUAAUUUCCUUAAUAAACAGAAAUGACUUCA
Molecule: messenger RNA, 1733 nt
Organism: Xenopus laevis (African clawed frog)
Lineage: Eukaryota; Metazoa; Chordata; Amphibia; Anura; Pipidae
Gene: krt60.L
Product: keratin 60 L homeolog
Exons: 9
Coding region: 184-1374 (396 amino acids)
Source: RefSeq, a predicted model, not a curated record